Naumovozyma castellii is the source of this 1170-nucleotide messenger RNA. RefSeq names its product Rsa1p (gene RSA1). Lineage: Eukaryota; Fungi; Ascomycota; Saccharomycetes; Saccharomycetales; Saccharomycetaceae. The record is from RefSeq and is a predicted model, not a curated record. The transcript has a single exon. Bases 1 to 1170 code for a protein of 389 amino acids.
AUGAAUUAUAAUGGGCAGCAAGAUCAACCACAUUACGCCCCUAAUGGGCCCCCUCAAGCACAUCUUCCGAAACCUACCUUUUCAGGAACUUUAGGACAAGAUUCAUCAGAAAAUGGUCAGACGAUGAGUAAUCAUAAUGAUAAUCUCAGGGCCUCUCAAUCCUAUCCGCAAUAUCCACCACAACAGGGGUAUCCUUACUAUCCAGUACCCAAGUACCAAGCUCCCUACCAACAACCAGGGUACCAUCAGCAGCAAAGACAAUAUCAGCCAUAUAUGAACAGCAACCAGUGGGCACAACCACAACAAUCGCCAUCUAACGACUGGAAUAAUAGAGGAACUACACCUAUGCGCACAUAUACCCCCAUCAGUUACGAAGAUAUUUCAACAGGUCCUUCUACUUCAGCAAGGAACGUGUCAAGUAAAAGAAAGAAGCAAACUAUCGUUACGAAGGAUGACACAACUCCUGUGAGCCAACCAGAUAAACUUAUGGUAGAGCAGACAAACGACAGUGAAGGAAAUUCUGCUGAUGAAACGCCUGAAAUGCAUACAACUAAGAGGCGUAAGGUAAACAAUGAUAUUUCUCUGCCAGUUUUGGACAGUGACAGUGACGAAGAGACAAAUAUUGAAGAUGAUAAGAAGCCUAUUGUUGUCCCAGGAACAUCCAUUUCCCUGGUGACAGAUGAGGAUAUCAUUAAAUGGAGAGAAGAAAGACGUAAAAUGUGGUUGUUGAAGAUUUCAAAUAAUAAACAGAAACAUAUGGAAGAAAUGGGGUUAAAGGAGGAAGACGUAAAAAAACAGAAAAGUGUCCUAGUGGAAUCUAGAAAACAAAAUCAAUUUAUUCAGAGUAUUCAAAACCAAGUUAAUAGGUUCAACCCGAAAGCUAAUUUAAAUUUGAAAUUAAUCCAAAGGGGGAUGGUUAGCGAUAAUUCAAAAUUACUAGAUUUCAUUACAAACUUGGGGGAUGCUGGUUUACUAGAAUACGAAUUAACUCAAGAUGAAAAGGACAAAUUAUUUGGUGGUUUUGACAAUCAUGAUAAUAAGAACAGGAAUAAUCGAAACUUCAAUAAUAGAUCGCCACAAUCUUCUUCGUCUUAUAGGGGAAGAAAUCCAAGGUUUGGUAAUACAAAUAAGAGACCAUCAUCAGUAUACAAUAACAGACCGAAACAAUGA